UUGAAAUAAAAAUCAUUCAGAAUGGAAGCUGUGAAGAAGACCUUUAAGAUGGCCCUCAUCCAGAUGGAGGUUCAAAGGAGCAAGGCUACAAAUGUACUAAGAGCGAAGGAACUGAUCCAGCAAGCUGCUGAAUCAGGUGCUAAUGUUGUGGUCCUCCCUGAGAUGUUCAUUUGUAAUUAUGAUAGACAAUCCUUUGAGGAAAAUGCAGAGCCUAUCCUUAACUUUAAGGAAGAUGAAAAGGCUACAGCUGCUAGAAUGCUGAGUGAUGCUGCCAAAGAACAUGAGAUCUACAUCAUUGGUGGAUCCAUCCCUGAGCUUAGAGAAGAUGGAUGGGUAUAUAACACAUCUGCAUGCUUUGAUAAAUCUGGAGAUCUUGCAGCUAAAUAUAGUAAAGUUCACCUCUUUGAUAUUGAUAUUCCUGGAAGAGCCACUUUUAAGGAAAGUGAGUUCCUCAGACCAGGUACAGAAUUCACCUUGUUUGAGACAGAGUACUGUAAGUUCGGUGUUGGUAUCUGCUACGAUGUUAGAUUCCCAGAUUUCUCACAAGUCUUAUGUAGAGACUUUGGUGCUGAUUUUCUGGUCUUUCCCGCUGCAUUUACUAAGCCAACUGGCGAACUUCAUUGGGAUAUCUUAAGAAAAGGAAGAGCAUUGGACAAUCAGGCUUACUUUGCUUUUUGUUCUCCAGCUAGACCGGAAGAUGAAACUAGGUAUCAAGCUUAUGGCUACUCCUCAUUCAUUGAUCCAUGGGGUAAACUUCAAGCAGAAUGUGAGACAGCAGAGGACAUAGUUUACCAAGAUAUUGACUUAAGCAUAGUUGAUCAAUGAAGAGCCCAGAUCCCAUGAUAUUCUCAAAGAAGAGCAGAUCUCUACAAGCUCACUUGUUUGAAGGAUGCUCCUGACUCCAGUACUACAUAAUGCAUUUCAUUCA
This is a messenger RNA of Moneuplotes crassus, 928 nucleotides long. The record is from the annotation of a GenBank genome assembly. NCBI's taxonomy places the organism in Eukaryota, Ciliophora, Spirotrichea, Euplotida, Euplotidae.